Drosophila teissieri is the source of this 4333-nucleotide messenger RNA. RefSeq names its product protein folded gastrulation. The coding region runs from base 900 to 3197 and encodes 765 amino acids. The transcript has 5 exons. NCBI's taxonomy places the organism in Eukaryota, Metazoa, Arthropoda, Insecta, Diptera, Drosophilidae. The record is from RefSeq and is a predicted model, not a curated record.
UCAAUUUGGAUUUGAACGAGAACCUAAACUCUAAAACAAAACGAAAACGAAAACAAAACAUACGAUUGCAUAUCUGUGAAAGGAAACAGGAAAAAGAGAACGAGCCAAGUGAAAAUAAAUGUGUUACAAUAGAUACCCUUUGAAGUCGAUUUUUUGUAGUGUUUUUUUUUGAGUGCGCAAAAGUCUUUGUGAAUGAAAUAAUACAUGUGAUACAGUUGGAGAAAUAAAAAAGAUAAAACGAAAAAAUUUAAUAAUAAACAUUGUGUUGUCUUAACGAGAGUAAUAAUAAUAACAAUAAUAAAUGCAGUGACAAAAGUCGAUACAAGUGCAGCGAAAAAUGAAAGGCAACCAGCGCCGGAAAAACUUUAAGCAACUGAACAAAAUUUAGUAGCUAAUAAAGAAGUUUAAACUGGCUCCAAGCAGCUAGCAACCAGCAAAAAUAUAAAAUAUAUAAUAUUCUUAAAAAACCAAUCCAAAAAUCCAAAAAAAACUGAACCGCCAUCAAACGAAAUUCAAAACGAGCCAAUUUGUGGUGUUUAUUAUUUAUUUAUAUGCAAAUUUAUUUUUACAACAACUUGGUAUUAACCCACAAUCGAACCACAACAACAACAACAAAAGCCGGGGAAGAUAAAGAAGAAGCAUCGAAAGCAAAAGCAGCGCACCUUCUUCGACUUCGACUUCGACGUCUUUGUUUUGGGAUAUAAAACAGCAAAAAACUACCCCUGCCAACAACCAAACCAAACGCAACAAGAAGAAUUGACAUUCCGCAAAAAUAUUGUCCGCGCGAUUGGAAAGACCUUUUUUCACUGCGGCUCGACCACUUCACAUAUCAUUUGGCUUUAUGUGGCCUGACUUGGGCGCUAGCCAGGAGUAAGCGAUCGGUGAUCGGUCCCGAGAAGAUGGCUCCGCCAAACUGUCUGCUGGCGGUGCUGGCGCUCACGGUUUUCCUGGGGGCCAACAACGCACUGCCUAUCACCUCGCGCCCCAUCGAGGGGAAUGUGCAGCGGAUGGUGUGGGAGGAUUGGGUGAACCUGGACCCAGAGCAGAGAAACCUCACCAAGGAGAAGAAGAUCACCGCCAAGUCGAUAUUUACGCUACCGUUUCGCCACUGUCCGCAGGGUCACACGCUGUUCAACCAGCUUUGCAUCCCGCAGUCCAACAUUGAUCCCACGGAUCUGAUCAAGCAGGAACUCAUCCUGGCCGGUGGCUCCAAUGGCAAUCCCCCACCGCCGCCCAUUGGAGACUACGACUACGGGGAUGACGAGGAGAGUGAGGAAAUCGUGUACGACCUUUCGGUAAUACCAACAGCCAUGCAGGAUGGCAUCCCGCCCAGCGUUGGCGACGGGGAUCAAGCCCUGCCCAGCGAGGAUGCCCCACUGAAAUUCAACAUUUUCGAGAAGAAAUUCCCCACGGGCACGGGAGAGUCCGAGGAGCUGCCACUGCCGCCGGACAUGGUGGCUGCAACAUAUGCCAAAAACAGCAGUGCCACAGCAGAAACAUCAACUAGCACAGCGCCCACGUCACCGACGACUGUUGCCAUAGCGGCAGUUCCUUCGGCAGAGCCCAGUAAGCCCAUUUCCGGCGGCGAUUUGAUGGCGGCCCCCAGUGAUGCCUUCUCCACAUCGACAACACUUACCAUGCCCAGCAGCAACUCUACCACCACCACCACCACCACCAACGGGGACGUUGUUAACCAAGUGGAGGCCAUUGUGUUGCCGGCGGAUCAGGCGCACGAUGGCUCUCUGCACCUGGUGACCAGUUCCCUCACCGACAAUGACAGCGAUGACUCCUCUGCCACAGUGAAUGGAUUUAACGCGGAGGCGGAUCUGGCCCAACUGCUCAAGGUCGACGCCUUUUUGCCGGCCUACGAUGGCAGCAUUGAGUUGUUGCCGCCGCUUUUCAGUCAUCGCAAGGUGGCGCCGCCGCUGAGCGCAGACCAGGAUGUAAACACCAAACAGGCGGUUGAGGCUGCAGAGAAGGUGGGAACGGAGCUGGAAGAGGAGGCGGAAGAGGAGGAGGUGACCGCUACGGACAUAGUACCAAGUGAGGAGGAGGAGUAUACCACAGAGACGGCAACGAGCACAGGAGACACAACUGUUGCGGAGGCGUCAAUGGAUACAUCGCCUGCCACCUCCACCUCCACCUCGGUCCAAUCACCAUCACAUCCGCCAGAAGAACCCGAGAUAGAUGAACGUGAAAAUCGCCUGGUCUUGAUAAAAUCGAAAGUGCAACCGGUUCAGUUAACGACAACAACUUCGGCAACAGCAACAGCAACAGCAACAACAGCAACAACUGCAGCUGAUGUUGCUGCUUCGAGCUCCUCAACUGACCGGUUUCACUAUCAGCAUUUUGUCGAAGAUGUUGCCGCCAGCAGUACCACGACGGCAACACCAGAGCCCAGCAGCAGCACUGCCGGCGAGCCGAUGGAGCAGUCCGAUAUGCCGGCGAGUGACAAUGACAAUUUAAUGACAAAUACAAUUGGCGGCCGCGGCGACGAGGAUGAUGAUGGGGGCCAUAAGGCCACCAGUGAAAUUGAUGUCCAACAGGAACUGCGGCUCAUCAACGAGCUGGUAAAGGGCAAGCAGCGAAAGCAGCAGCAGCAGCAGCAGCAACAGAAACAGCAGCUUGAGCCAACCAGUACAGAAGCGACUUCGGCGUCAGCGUCAGCGUCCAUAUCAACAUCAACAUCAACUGAGGAUUCCACCACUACAACAGCAACAGCAACAGCAUUCGCAAAUUGGUCAAAGGUGAUGCCGCAAUUAGGCCAGAGCACAUCUGAAUCAGCAGCCACAACAGAGACAGCUGCCACAUCGAGCCAGGUCAUUGAAAGCAGUUCGACCGCAGCGACAGCAGCAACAGAAGUUAAACAUUUAAGUAUUACUAAUCGUAGCAAUAGAAAUAGUAAAAUAAUAAGAGUAGAUCGCUUGGCCGAAGAGCCGGAAGGAACUGCCGCAUCUGAAUCAACUGCAGCAACCGCAGCAACUGCAGCAACUGCAGCAACUGCGGAAUCAGCAGCAACCUCCGCCACGCUUCCCAACAGCAGCAGCAACCCAGAUGGCUACACGCCCUUCUGGUGGCUACCGAGCAUUGGGUGGCGCCUGGACCGCCAGCUGGAUGGGAAUGGCGAGGAUCAGUCGCUGUUGCUGCGGUUCUUCAGCACAUUUCGCGGCAGCAACGCGGCAGCAACCACACGCUAAAAGCAACAUCAGCAGCAGCAGCAGCAACUCCUGGCUCUGGCCGGCGAUUAGAGCCACAGGAAGUAGCUGGGUGCCGCAUAGUCUAGUGCAGCAUAGUGUCGUGUUAGCAACAGCGUUUCAAUGGCGUGUUGAAGUUUGUUCACAGUUGUCUCACCUUUACACUCUUUCCUUUUCUCAGUAAAUAUUUAUUGUCUUUUAAUGUUUUAAUCGAAUGUCAAUUGUACAUAGCAUGUCCGAAACACUUACACUUACUUACUACUUAGCAACCACUUUUGCGUAUUUUUUUUGCCUUGGCGUUAUCAUACCUUAUUCUUUGUGUUAUUGCAACUGCUUUCUUUUUUAAGUUGUUGAUUUAAUUUUAGGGAAACUUUUUUUUACAUUACAAUAGUUUUAUAUGUGAGUGCUGCUGUCGUUGUUGCGAGCCUUAGCAAUAUUAAAUUGUGAUUACCUAGGCAUAUGAAUUGAUCGUUAGACUUAGGAAAUCGUAUUUGUAUACCCAGAAUCUUUUGAUGUAUCUUUUUUUUUACUACUAUUAUUACCCUGGUAACCCAAUAUGUUCAUAUAUGUGCGUACAAUCUGAGCAUUUGUUGUAGCUGUCUCAGUGUAUAUACAUUAGUGCAGAAACCUUUGAAGUCAAAGCAUUUUUAAAUCCAAGCAUCUACUAAAACAACACGUGUAUCUAUACUUAGAAUGUAAGCGCAACAGUUAUGCUAAACAUUGUAGACACAAAUCGAAACUAAAGCCUAAAGAAUAGUGUAAUGCAUGUAUAUAUUUAUAGAAAAUGCGUUUCGAUCCAUUAACUCAAACUAAUCGAAUCGAAACGAAACGAAAAGAAACGAAUCAGGCACCCAACAUGUUUUUGUCAAUUGAAAUUCAACCAACAACCAAAGUUCAGAAGAAAAACAAAUGCAAAAAUGCAAAAAACGUCUAUUUAAUUGGCACAAUGGCGAUUGUGCGGCUGUGGUGCCUUCCUCACCAUUUGAUAGCUGGCCAAAAGUCUGCGUCUGGCCGAAAACUGGACGCUCGACUCUUUCCACUGCGAAUCGGCCAAAAUGACAAAAAGACAGACUCAAAAGGAACUAAAUAUUGAAGUGCUGGCCGACAGGUGGACAGAAGGACAGAUGGAAGCGUAAUGG